Leptopilina boulardi is the source of this 2313-nucleotide messenger RNA. RefSeq names its product nucleolar protein 9. The record is from RefSeq and is a predicted model, not a curated record. Gene Ontology annotation, biological process: endonucleolytic cleavage in ITS1 to separate SSU-rRNA from 5.8S rRNA and LSU-rRNA from tricistronic rRNA transcript (SSU-rRNA, 5.8S rRNA, LSU-rRNA); endonucleolytic cleavage in 5'-ETS of tricistronic rRNA transcript (SSU-rRNA, 5.8S rRNA, LSU-rRNA); ribosomal small subunit export from nucleus. Bases 234 to 2018 code for a protein of 594 amino acids. The transcript has 3 exons. Gene Ontology annotation, molecular function: RNA binding. NCBI's taxonomy places the organism in Eukaryota, Metazoa, Arthropoda, Insecta, Hymenoptera, Figitidae. Gene Ontology annotation, cellular component: 90S preribosome; nucleolus; preribosome, small subunit precursor.
AUUUGUCAAUAAACAUUCUAAAAUAUUGAAACAAUUUAGUCGAAGUACAUUGACGAAAACUGAUAUAGAAGAAAUUUGGAAUGAUAUAAUAAAUGCAAUUGAAAACGAGGAGCAAAUAUCUGAAUAAAUUGGCAUAAAGGUUAUGUUUCUCUUGUCACGCAAAGUAAACGUUACAAAUAUAAACGAUAUAGUGAUAAUAAAAAAGAGUUUCAUUAAUAAAAAUUUCGAAAAAAAUGUCGUCCGAUCAAGGUGAGAAUAUAAAAAAAUCAAUGAAACGUAAGAAAAAAAGAUCACAUAAUCAAAUAAUGAAAAAAAUGGCUCGUAGUCGAAGUUAUGCUGGUGAAUUGGAAUCUGAUGCCUAUCAAUAUAUGUUACGCGUUUGGGAAAUAAUAAGAAAUGAAUUUUCAACAAUAGAUGAUAAAUUAAUAUUUACAAAUAAUGUUUACGAGCAAACAAUAAAUCAUGAAGUUGAUUAUGCGAGAAAUCAAAUUGGAUCCCGUGUACUUGAGAGUCUCAUGGAUUAUGCAAAUUUAGAGACAAUUAAAAGAAUGAUAUUAGCUUUUCAAAAUGAUUUAAGACCAAUGUGCAGUGAUAGAUUUGCGAGUCACGUUUUACAAAAAUUAAUUUGUGUUUGUACCGAUCGUGGAAAUAGAACAUUGGAAAAAUCGACAAAUAAUUUUUUAAUAGAAAUAAAAGAAGACGAGAAGCAAAAAUAUAAUGAAAUGUCUUUAAAAUUAUGUAAAUACGUCAUAAAUAAUAUGGAAGAAUUCGCCUGGGAUACAUAUGCAAAUCAUGUAUUAAGAACUGUUUUUCAAUGUUUAAGAGGAGUAGUUGACAAAUCUGGUGAUCAAAGUAAGAAAAAAUCUCCACCAUGUUUAGAAUCAGUGCUUAAAGUUGAUCAAAGUUUUUUGGAUUUACUUGUUGACAGUAGUAGAAGAAUGCACAAUUGGCCACAAUUUUUGGAAUUUGGACAUCAUGAACUUACUUCAGGACUUUUACAAACUGUUUUAUAUUCAUUGAAAGAUGUCGAUUCUGAUUUAUGUUCAACAAUUGUGAAAAAAAUAAUUCUCGAAUCUUUCACAGCUGAUGAUUUAACUGGAUUUUUGGAAAAUGAAUCAUCAUCGAGAUUAAUUGAAGUUUGUCUUGCCGUUGCAAAUGUAAAAACAUUCAAGAAAAUUUAUAAACGUUUUUUCAUCAAUAAAUUGGGACAAUUGAGCGUAAUGAGAAAGGCAAAUUUUUGUGUGCAAAGAUUGAUUGACAAUUGCAAUACAAAAGAAAUUUUUGAAGAGAUUUUCGAUGAGAUUACAAUUCACUUUGAAUCUAUUUUACAAAGAGGAUUCACUGGUGUUCUAUUUAGUGUUGCUGACGCUUGUUCAAGAUUACAUUCAAAACAGGGACCAUUCAUUAAUUGUUUAAUGAAAAUUUUACAUUGUGAGGAUGAUUCAAUGAAACAAGUACAAAUUGCACGACUUACCGCGAGUCUUGUAACAUUUGAAAAAUUAGAACAAGCAAAAAAAGAAAAACAAAUUGUUCCUCUACAAUUACAUGGAAGUUUAAUUGUUCAAUUAAUGUUAAAUUUCAAUAAACCUAUAAAAAUUGUUAAUUCAUUAUUAGCAGCUGAUUCUGAGGAACUUGUUUUUAUUUUCAACGAUAUGCAGGGAAGUCGUAUUAUUGAUUGUUUCAUGAGUAGUCAAUAUAUUGGCGAGAAAAGUCGUGAAAAAUUGGCAAAAAAAUUGCAAGGUUAUUGGGUUCAAUUGGCUUGUAAUACACAUGGUUCAAGAAGUUUGGAGAGAAUUUGGGAAAAAGCAAAAGAAAAUCAGAGAAUUAUAAUUAUGGAAGAAUUAACAAGAGCUGGUGAAUCACUUCGAUCGAGUAAAACUGGUAGGAUUAUUUCAACAAAAUUCAAUGUUCCAUUAUUUGCGAGGAGUAAAAAAGAAUGGUUAGAAUCACAAGGAAAGGAUGAAAAAACGAAAGCUUUGUUCGCUGAUAUCAUCAAUCCGGAUGAAAAAGAUAAAUAAAUUCAUAUUCAUGAUUAUUUUAAUUCAUUAUUUCGAAAACAAUGUUAAAAUGUUUUCCACAUUUUGGUAUUUGUUCCUUAUUUAAAAUAACAAAGAAAUUGUAUAGAAAUGUUGAAUUCAGUUUUGCUCUAUUAUGUAUGUAGAUGAUCAAAAGAAAUGUUUAUUUCUUAAUCUUUUUUUUACACAAACUUCGUAAACUUUAAUGUAUUAUUAUAAACUUAAACAUGGAAUUUAAAGAAAAGAACUUUUCCAUUAUGUAAAUUUAAAAAAUAAAUCGAGUUAUUAAAUCAUACAA